AUGCAACCCAAUGGCUUGGUCUCAGCUCGGGACGACCUUCCUCCUGUGCAUGUCUCAAAGCGCGCUGAUCCGCCUCCGCCCGACCAGCGCACCCCCGUAAGUAUCGGCGAGGUCGUGCGCGAGAAAGUCGACGAGACGCUGUACACCGAGGGCCUCAAGACAUGCAUCGCCGUGGUCGUCAUCGGCGAGAAGAACGUCGACAAGGCGUCAUGGGACAAGAUCAUGGCGCACAUCUCGUCCAACCUCUGCCAGGAUGGCGACAUCCCCGAUCUGGACACUCAGCUCAACGACCUCUUCGAGUUGGACACCGAUACCAAGUACAUCGUCAACCGCAAGGCGUAUGUCCUUACGGCCCCAGAUGGCAACAAUGCCGCGCAGGCGGCUUUCAACAAUUAUGUCCUGCAGAAGGCACAGGCCCAUUGGGGCAAUGACCGGGUACAGAGAAUCGAUCGCGACCAGACUCACGUCGACGAGCCGGGCGGCUCGCGCUUAUGGACGGAUGGUAGUAGAAAUACCUACUGGGGUAAAAACGGGGAUUUGAUUGCACCAGCGAUCUGA
This is a messenger RNA of Neoarthrinium moseri, 558 nucleotides long. RefSeq lists its product as uncharacterized. Bases 1 to 558 code for a protein of 185 amino acids. The record is from RefSeq and is a predicted model, not a curated record. Lineage: Eukaryota; Fungi; Ascomycota; Sordariomycetes; Amphisphaeriales; Apiosporaceae. The transcript has 2 exons.